CAACCCGUUUUUAUUUCCCUUUAUAUUGUCCAGAAAUGGCUCCUCCUACCUCUCUCUCUCUCUCUCCCCUCUCUCUCUCUCUCUCUUUGUCUCUCAAUUCUCUCCUCCACCAUCACAAUCUCCAACCGUCAAUUGCCUGGCCUGGCCUCCUUCACGGGUCACUCAGCUGUCUUCAACGGAAAAGGCUCAGUUUUCUCCUACUUUUUCUUUCCGCUUCACCUAAGUAUAUCUUUUCUUAAUUAUUGGAAAAGGGAGCUCGAAAUUGCUUCAUUGGAUCAUACCUUUUUUGGGAUUGAUUUCUGAGUAUUCAAAUUCACUUGGAGUGGAAGAGAAAUUCUUCAAGAAAAAAAAUUUAACUGGGAUUUCUCUAUUUUGAUCAAUUUUCAUCUGGAAAUUCAGUUCACUAUUUUCGGAUUUGAGAAAGAAAAGAUCAUAGAAAUAUAUAUUGUUUGAUCUCUGGGGUGUUUUGCGUUUAGUGGAAGAGUAAAUCUUCGUUAUUAUUUUCUUCCCUGGAAUUAUGACGAUCGAUUCAUUACCAGGAAGCUCUGGGUAUUUGGAUAUGUACCCAGAGAGAAAGAUAUCACUUUUCAAGAACCCUUAUAUUAUGGGUCUCACUAUAGUUGCUGGGAUCGGUGGACUGCUUUUUGGAUACGACACUGGUGUUAUAUCUGGAGCACUUUUAUAUAUCAAAGACGAUUUUGUGGCUGUUAGGGAAAGUAGUUUUCUACAGGAAACAAUUGUCAGCAUGGCGUUGGUUGGUGCCAUGAUUGGAGCAUCAGCAGGAGGUUGGAUUAAUGACGCUUAUGGACGUAAGAAGGCCACUCUUCUUGCUGAUAUUAUCUUUGCUCUUGGAUCAGUUGUAAUGGCUGCUGCACCAGAUCCUUAUAUUCUUAUAUUGGGCCGCCUACUUGUUGGACUUGGUGUGGGCAUAGCAUCUGUUACUGCUCCUGUAUAUAUUGCAGAGGCAUCACCAUCAGAAAUAAGGGGAGGAUUAGUGGGAAUGAAUGUUCUUAUGAUUACUGGUGGACAAUUUCUUUCAUACCUUGUAAAUCUUGCUUUCACUGAGGUUCCUGGCACUUGGAGAUGGAUGCUUGGAGUUGCGGGUGUGCCAGCUGUGAUCCAAUUUGCUCUCAUGCUCUGUAUGCCAGAGUCCCCCAGAUGGCUUUUUAUGAAGGACAGGAAAACUGAGGCGAUUUCUGUACUUACAAAAAUUUAUGAUGUUUAUCGUUUAGAGGAUGAAGUUGAGUACCUUAACUCUCAGUUGGAGGAAGAACGCCAAAAGAAGAGAGAUGUUAGGUACUUGGAUGUUUUUAGGAGAAAGGAAAUCAGACUUGCAUUUCUGGCUGGUGCCGGACUUCAGGCUUUCCAACAAUUUACUGGUAUCAACACGGUCAUGUACUACAGUCCAACUAUUGUCCAGAUGGCUGGGUUCAAAUCAAACCAGUUAGCUCUUUUGCUGUCCUUGAUUGUUGCUGCAAUGAAUGCUGCGGGUUCAGUUCUCGGAAUAUACCUUAUUGAUCAUGCAGGACGAAGGAAGUUGGCCCUCUCAAGUUUAGCUGGUGUAAUUGUAUCCCUUCUCAUCCUCUCAGGGGCCUUUUUGUUUGGUUCGUCUGAUUCUACAGGUGGACUCUCUGGUUGGUUUGCAGUUAUAGGUUUAGCACUUUACAUUGCUUUCUUCUCACCUGGAAUGGGACCUGUGCCUUGGACGGUUAACUCAGAGAUAUAUCCGGAAGCAUAUCGUGGGAUAUGCGGAGGCAUGUCGGCCACUGUAAAUUGGGUUUCAAAUUUGAUUGUAGCCCAGUCAUUCCUUUCAAUUGCUGAUGCUCUUGGGACUGGUCCUACAUUCUUGAUUCUUGCUGGUAUAGCAGUGAUAGCAUUUGUGUUUGUGAGCUGUUUUGUGCCUGAGACUAAGGGAUUGACAUUUGAGGAAGUGGAGAAUAUUUGGAAGGAGAGGGCUUGGGGCAAUGGUUCAAACACUCAGAGCCUACUUGAGCAGAGAAACGAGUCGUAGAGAGCAUGAAGUAAGAUAUGAUGAUCCUCUAUAUCAUUAUUGUUUUAUAUUUCUGUUUAGUGUUUUAGGAAAAAGCCGGGGGAGGCAAGGGAUUGUCCUUUGCGCGGGUUCCAACAUGGACAUGGAUUGGACAUAGUUGGAUGAGCUUAAAGGAUUUUGAUGCUUUUCGUAUCUCUUCUGGAACAACAGAGAAAAAAGAGUGGAAUAAAUACGGAUACUUAUGUAUUUCUCUAUGUAUGUACCUAUAUAUAUCUACAUAUCUAUCUGUAUAAUGCUGUUUAGACGUUGGGUUCGAGACAAACAUGGGUUUAAGUCACUUCAAAUAUAUGAAUUUUGGAUCAAUCGCUAGCAUUAAAUCUAUGAAUAUUUUCAUGUGUA
This is a messenger RNA of Cannabis sativa, 2389 nucleotides long. RefSeq names its product inositol transporter 1. Gene Ontology annotation, cellular component: membrane. The record is from RefSeq and is a predicted model, not a curated record. Gene Ontology annotation, biological process: transmembrane transport. The transcript has 6 exons. Gene Ontology annotation, molecular function: myo-inositol:proton symporter activity. The coding region runs from base 518 to 2011 and encodes 497 amino acids. Lineage: Eukaryota; Viridiplantae; Streptophyta; Magnoliopsida; Rosales; Cannabaceae.